GCGGCCUUUGCGGAAGGAUAUGUGGCGCCACGCUAAUAUAUUCUACUGUAGGAGAUCCUAGUAUAAUGGAGAUCGUUGGUUCGCGUAUAUAUUGGAUGAACUGGAGUUGAAGCUUCGGCGCCAUACAAUAAGCAGUUUAUAGAGGAUUUAGUGGAACGGUAAGGGACACCGCUGGUUGGGAUGUGGUUUGGGAGGGACGUGAUGUCAAGUUAUACCAAGAAAAGAAUAUGGAGGAUCUGACUGCGAGAGUGAGGCAUCCUUUGGGGGCAUUGUCGUGAGAUGAGAUCAGAGGAAGAUGUAUAAGAGAAGCCUAAUACUCUACCCAGAGCAUCCUCUCUCUACUCCCAAAGAUAUCAGUCUUGUCUGGAACGUCUCACCAUCAAUCAACUCCAAAUUACGUACUUUGAUUCAAAGAACCUCCUCUUACAUCCACAAUGAAGCUCUUCCUCUUCACCCCCCUCCUGGCCCUUGCCGCCGCCGAAGAUUUGCAAUGGUGUGGUGGAGCGCGCUACUAUCCGAGUAAAUACACCUGCUUUGGCACCAUGUUGUGUCCGAAGAACAACGGAGAAGUUUAUCUCGCGUGCGGCAAAGCGUGCUAUUCCACACAUAUCUACUUCUGCGAUCAGAAUAAUCAACUCCAACUUUGGAACCCGACCAGCGAGCCGAUUUUGGACUGUGGUGGAAAGCCGUAUUAUCCUAGCAAGUACGCUUGCUAUGAUGGCAACUUCCUCUGCCCGAUUCUAAAUGGGAAUCCGACGCUUCGUUGUGGCGAUGCUUGCUACAAUGAUAAGGAAUAUAGCUGUAAGGACGGCCAGCUCGGCAGGCCAAAUUAUUGAUCUAAUUCGGGUUUGAAAGAAAGGGAAAUAGCAGUUUGUGCGUGGAGGAUUUGGGUGGUUGAUAUAUGUCGCUCCUUUAAUGUCUUAGUAUGCUAUGAUAUAGUAAUGAGUAUGAUUAAUGAGCCCGUG
Messenger RNA from Lindgomyces ingoldianus, 965 nucleotides. RefSeq lists its product as uncharacterized. Lineage: Eukaryota; Fungi; Ascomycota; Dothideomycetes; Pleosporales; Lindgomycetaceae. The record is from RefSeq and is a predicted model, not a curated record. Gene Ontology annotation, molecular function: carbohydrate binding. Bases 435 to 836 code for a protein of 133 amino acids. The transcript is spliced from 2 exons.